Molecule: messenger RNA, 1281 nt
Organism: Gasterosteus aculeatus aculeatus (three-spined stickleback)
Lineage: Eukaryota; Metazoa; Chordata; Actinopteri; Perciformes; Gasterosteidae
Source: RefSeq, a predicted model, not a curated record
GUGGGGGGGGGGGCUUGUACAUUCUACUCCAACCAGCUCAAACAUGUCCUGUCCUCAGUGUCUCAGAUGGUGAUUGAGGAGGUGUGCGUUCUGCAGACUCAGCUGGAGAUUGAAAAGUCGUGCCGGGAGAAUGCAGAGGCCGUGGCCACGGAGCUGAACUCUGAGAACAGGAAGUUAAAGUACAUGAGCCUGUCGCCUCGUCCGGGUUUGGACGAGAUGCUUCCGAGUAUCUCUGACUGCAUCGCCAUGGACGCAGACGCUGCAGACGGGAGUCCUGACACCUUCACACAGUACCAACUACAAGUUAGAGAACUGGGGGAAACAGUAAACACCUUAUUGGAGGAGAAGAAGGCUUUUGUUACUAGGAUACAUGAACAGCAGAGACGGAUAGAAGGGCUGACGUCUCAGUCUGAGAAAGAUCAAGCCGAGAUGAAGGAGCUCCGUGAGACUGUUGAGCAGCAACGUAAAACCAUCAAGAGAUUCAACAGAGUCUCCACCAUGGCGGCCCAGGAGUACGACGGGAUGAAGGACCAGCUGGACCUGGAGCAGAGCCUGAGAGUGACAGCUGAGACGUACGCUCACCAGAUGCUGGUGAGGCAGAAGGAGGCCAACAGGCAGAGCAUGCUGCUGCUGCAGAGCUCUGAGCCCAGUGUUCAGCUCCUUAAAGCUCUGGAGGACGUUGCCACCAUCACCAAGACGCUUGAGGAGGAGCGACUGCAGCACCGUCAGGAGGUGGAGGCUCUGGAGGCCCAGGUGGAGCAGAACUCUGUGAUGAAGCAGGUGGAGAAUCUGCAGAGGCAGCUGGAGCUGCUGGAGGUAGAGAAGAAGGAGGUGGAUGGACGACUGGAGAAAGCAGAGAAGAAGAACGAGGAGCUGGAGGGCCGAGUCCACAAUCUCCAGGAGACCAAGAAUGAGGUCACCAUGGAGACAAGCACGGCCCUCCCUCCCCCUGAACCUGGGCUCCCCCAACCUCUUGCCCCUCCCCCCCCACCUCCUCCUCCUCCCCCGCCUCCUCCACCACCUCCUCCCCCCUCCAGAUGCAACCCCCUCAGCUCUCUGAUCGCCAUCAUGAGGAAGACCUCCAAAGGCUCCAAGACCUUGGUGAAGGCCGAGCAGCCUGCAGCGGGCGAAGGCGACGACGUGAAGGCGAAGGCGGUGAACGAGAUGAUGGAGCGGAUCAAACAUGGCGUCGUACUGCGGCCCGUCAAGAGUCAGGAGAAGAAGCUGACCGCGGCACCCAAGGUCUAUUUCUUAUUUCAGAACUAACCUUAGCUCAAUCAC